Molecule: messenger RNA, 828 nt
Organism: Meriones unguiculatus (Mongolian gerbil)
Lineage: Eukaryota; Metazoa; Chordata; Mammalia; Rodentia; Muridae
Product: interleukin-2-like
Exons: 2
Coding region: 275-763 (162 amino acids)
Biological process (GO): immune response
Cellular component (GO): extracellular region
Molecular function (GO): growth factor activity; interleukin-2 receptor binding
Source: RefSeq, a predicted model, not a curated record
GCAAAGGUGCCAGGGUCAAAGCAGAGAAGCUCCACGGAGAAGGAGUUCCCAGGGCACCAGAGCUACAAUAUCUCCUAAAUGACUAUUGAAGGAAGAGGAAGUCUACAGGAGGAGAGUUUAGCAGACACUACCUUCUACAGACUCAUUUACGUCCCUCCUUCCCCACAACUCAAGGCUGAGGUCCUAAGCCCCAGCACUUGAAGGCACUAUUUUUAGAGGCAGCAACUGUAAAAUAGUUCUGGGGGUAAAAUGCAGUCUUGUAAAGUCUCACUGUAUGAGCUCAAGUCCUGCAGGCAUGUACAGCAUGCAGCUCGCAUCCUGCGUUGCGCCGAAGCUAGUACUCCUUGUCAACAGUACACUCCCUUCAAGCCCUACCAAGGAGACACAGCAGUACCUGGAGCAGUUGUCGCUGGACUUACAGCAGCUUCUGAGAGGGGUCAAUAAUUACAAGAACCCGAAACUCCCCAUGCUGCUCACGUUUAAAUUUUACAUGCCGAGGAAGGCCACAGAGCUGAAGCAUCUUCAGUGCUUGAAAGAAGAACUUGGACCUCUGUAUGAUGUGCUAAAUUUGGUUCAAAGCAAAAACCUUUACUUGGAAGAUGCUGGGAAUUUCAUCAGCAAUAUCAGAGUAACUGUCAUGAAACUAAAGAGCUCAGAAAACACACUCAAGUGCAAAUUUGAUGAUGAGACAGUGACUGUGGUGGAAUUCCUGAGCAGAUGGAUAGCCUUCUGUCAAAGUGCCAUCUCAACAAUGACUCAAUAAACGCAUGUCUCCUGCUUACAACACACAAGGCUUUCUAUUUAUUUAAAUAUUUCAUGUUAUAUUUA